CUCAGUCGCCGGCGGAGAGUCGUGGGUAAACAGCCGUCCGUUCUACUGCGGUGUGCGGAGAUUACGACGCUGACUGACUGUUAGGAAGAUCUUGUACCGACGGCCGGUCUGACUUGAGCGAAUUUGAGCUGUGUUUGCUGCGACCAAUAGCUGAGGCUGUCACGGAAAGCUUGGCGAGAUGACAUCCAUGGAAAUGGAGACGCCGGUGCAGUCGCUUCUAUGCCUGGAUGGCGAGCGGGUGGAAGUCCCGAUUAUUGACGACGACGAGCCUUUGGGGGAUGUGGUUCGAAAGUUGACCAACUACUUGACCUCGGCGAUCCCCGAUGUGGCGUACACGUUUGAGCAGAUGAGGUCCGCACCCGUGGGGGGUCACUACCUGAGAUCGUUGAUUGCUUCGCUCUCUGAGAACUCUCACAACCCGUUAAUCGUGUCAGCUCUGAUGGUUGUUCGAUGGCAAUUCAACAAUGUCGAAGAUGAUGACUGGGGAUUGAACGACAGUCGAGCACAGGCGUGUGAGUAUGUGGCUUGGCAGUUUCUGUGCCACUUGACUCGCCGCGAGAUUAUCGAUUUCUUGCUUCAAGAACUUCCAUCGCCCAGACACAACUCCAUUAGCAUGGCAGAAAUGGAGAGAGGGCUGUCUGGCUUGUCGGUUCCGGCGGCGGAGUCGAGUGCACACGUGGAAGGGGAGCGAACCCCUCUCUUACGAAGAGCCUCUUCGUCCCUCCAGUAUCUGUUUGGCUCCAGGAAGACUGUCGACAGUCCCCAGGGCACGGAGGGGAGUCUGACAAAGACGGACGAGAGUGUUAGCGACCCGUACUCCUUUUUUCGGGGCCUCAAUGCUCUUGAGAUCGCAACUAUCGCGCAUGCCAAAAAGUUUCUCGCCCAGAAGGUUGUCCAGCGGGUUAUCAACGAUAUCUGGAAUGGCGAGAUUGUGUUCUGGGACUCGCUCAGCGUGCACUCUCGGAAACGGCCACACGUCUUCAACAAAAGAACUGCAGACCCAUAUUCCCGCCUAAGGGUUCCCAUCUACCGCAAGGCAUUCGAGGCGGCUUUCUUCAUUUCCUUCCUCCUCCUGUACUACGCCGUCCUUGUGGAACGCAAAUUCACGGGCAUAGGCAUAUUCGAAACCCUGAUGUACAUCUGGAUUGCCGCUUUUGCGUACGAUGAAUUUGGGGGUAUGACCGAUGCAGGGAUCGCAUUCUAUCAGAUGGACUUCUGGAGCGUCUGGAAUCUGGGCAUUAUUGGCACCGGCAUGGCUUUUGUCAUUACAAGAGCUAUUGGGCUGGCUAGGGAUAGCGACCCCAUCACCGAUCUGUCAUUUGACAUUCUGUCCCUGGAAGCUUUGUUCCUUGUCCCUCGGAUCUGCUCGCUAGUCAGCCUCAAUGAAUAUUUCGGUAGUCUGAUACCAGUGCUAAAGGAGAUGACCAAGUCGUUUUUCCGGUUCCUCCCAGUUGUCGUGGUGCUAUACCUAGGUUUCCUGACAACCUUCACGAUGCUUGCCCGUGACCGACUUUCCCUCCGCGAAAUGUCCUGGAUCUUGGUGAAAGUGUUCUAUGGAUCAGCGAACCUGGGAUUUGACAUUGCGCACGAUAUUUCCCCCAUCUUUGGCUAUGGAUUGAUGCUGGUGUUCAUCUCCAUGACUAAUAUCCUGCUGAUUUCGUCGCUGAUCAGUUUGAUGAGCAUGAGCCUCGAAGGGGUCAUGGCACAUGCUCGUGACGAAUACCUUUUCCAACUGUCGAUCUACGUGCUGGAGAGUAGUAAUUCCCGCCGCUUGACGUAUUUCAUGCCUCCACUGAACCUCAUUCCACUUCUGUGUAUCCGACCCAUGCGACUGUUUCUUUCCGCAGGAACGGUUCGUCGGGUGCGUAUUGUAUUGCUCAAGGCGACUCAUCUACCGUUUGUCGCCUUGAUUGUAGCUUAUGAAGCUGGUCGGCGCUACGUCUCGCGACGCAACACCGUGCUUCCGUCCAUGUCCACCCUGCCGGGAGACACCCGCCAGGCCUCGACGAUCCAACCAGAUCUGUCCUCUCGGUAUUCCCUGCGUCUCCCCGCGUCUGGAGGCGCGCAUCCGCAAACCCCAGCGCCCGGCACCGGACGUACUGGGCACUCUCCCAGUCGCCCUUCCGGCGCGCGCGGACCAGGUGCUGGGAGGGCGAACUUGACCGACGAGAUGGAACAACUCCGCGCUCAAGUGGAGCGGCUGGCGACAGCAAUAGCAUCCCAUGCGCGAGCAGUACGUGAGGAGGAGAACUGAUCCAGGG
Molecule: messenger RNA, 2261 nt
Organism: Penicilliopsis zonata CBS 506.65
Lineage: Eukaryota; Fungi; Ascomycota; Eurotiomycetes; Eurotiales; Aspergillaceae
Exons: 16
Coding region: 179-2254 (691 amino acids)
Source: RefSeq, a predicted model, not a curated record